Messenger RNA from Trichomycterus rosablanca, 3559 nucleotides. Its product is annotated as beta-1,4-galactosyltransferase galt-1-like. NCBI's taxonomy places the organism in Eukaryota, Metazoa, Chordata, Actinopteri, Siluriformes, Trichomycteridae. Gene Ontology annotation, molecular function: glycosyltransferase activity. The coding region runs from base 1812 to 3164 and encodes 450 amino acids. The transcript has 4 exons. The record is from RefSeq and is a predicted model, not a curated record. Gene Ontology annotation, cellular component: cytoplasm.
UGUUGAGGAUUAAAAAAGCACAUCAUUUUUGUUUGUGUGGAUGUAGAGGAUUAAAAAAUAAUCAAAUUUAAAAAGACAGACAGAAUGAUGAACCCAUGUCCUCCUCGCUGGCUGGAAUGAACUUUGUGUGCUGAGGUCUGUCGUGUUAGAUAACAGGAGAUAACAGGGGGUCGUUUUUAUGGUGGGUUUGAGGCCCCUUGUGUAAAUAUCAGUCAGGCUUCAUUUUUCUGAACCUGUUGUGCUCACAGAUACGAGUUAUAAAAGAAGUUAAAUAUAAACUGUAGUGAUGGUGGGAGCAGCAGCAGCCGGGACAGAGGGAGCAUGCAGAGCCAACCAACAGCGGAGUGGCUUCAGGGCUUCAGGUCUCUGAAUGCUCAUGGAUGGCCGAUGAGCAGAUCUGUGGAGAGACCAGAUGUUCACAGAUGUUUGCUAUUCAGUUUGAUGUAGCUUGAGAGGAUCUGUCAUGAACGAUGAGAUGAUCUGCCUAAAUCCAAGUAAAAUAGAUGUUAGUACUUGGGUGGAUGGGUGUUUGAAUAGGUGGAUGGAUAUGUGGGUUGGUGUUUGGAUGGGUGGAUGAAUGUUUGGAUGGGUGAGUUGGUGGAUAGAUGGAUGGAUGGACUUCUGUAUGGGUGAAUGGAUGGAUGGGUUGGUGGAUGGAUUUAUGGAAGGGUGAAUGAAUGGAUGAAUGGUGUACUUAUGGAUGGAUUUUUAGAUGGAUGGAUGGACUUAUGUAUGGGUAAAUGAAUGGAUGGAUGGAUUUAUGGAUGGGUAGAUUUAUAGAUGGAUGGAUGGGUGGGUUGGUGGAUGGAUGGAUGGAUUUAUGGAAGGGUGAAUGAAUGGUGUACUUAUGGAUGGAUUUAUAGAUGGAUUUAUAUUGAAUGGAAGGAUGGAUGGAUGAAUGGUGUACUUAUGGAUGGAUGGAUGGAUUUAUGGAUGGAUGGAUGGAUUUAUAUUGAAUGGAAGGAUGGAUGGAUGAAUGGUGUACUUAUGGAUGGAUGGAUGUACUUAUGGAUGGAUGGAUGGAUUGAUUUAUGGAUGGAUGGAUGGAUUUAUGGAUGGAUUUAUGGAUGGAUGGAUGGAUGGAUGGGUGAAUGGAUGGAUGGAUUUAUGGAUGGGUGGAUGGAUUUAUGGAUGGGUGAAUGGGCAAAAACGACACGACACUGGCAUUACCAGACGGAAGGGGAGGUGCUGCAAUCCAAGAAAAAGGAGUAAAUGAGAAAAGGAACAUGAGCAGAAACGUUAAACAUGUGAACAUGGAUUAGCACUGGAUUAGCACUGGAUUAGUGUCUGAGUAACAGAAGAAGAAAAGAAGAUCAUUUUAAAUCAUCAUGUCAUGUCUUUAGGAACUGUAGUCGGAAGUGUGAGGGAAUAAGAAGUGCUGACGCUGCUGAAACUACAGUUUUUAAAUGUUAAAAUCUGAUUAUUUAAAAUCAGCCACCUUUAAGCUUUCAAAGUGACCUGCUCACAGUUCCCACUCAGAUGCUCUGACGGGUGCGUUAAGAUCUGGUUCAAGAUUUAAAACAAAUAAUAUAUCACAUGCAAAAGUAAAUCUGGACACAAAUGCUCCAAUUUCCCGGCACUGUAACCGUUUUUCUCUUCUUUAUUUGAAGCACAUCUCGGCUCAGGUACAGACGGGACUGAAAGACGAUGUCCAGCCGGUGAGUACUAAACACAGUCAAGAAGACAGUCAACAGGGGGCGCUCAUCUAAGCGUGAGGGAGGGUCACAGGGAUUCCUCAUGACUGCUGCAGUUACCACCUCUGCUGGCUGAUCGUUGGCACUGCACAGAGACGGGGGGAUAAUGGGGAUCGUAUGAACCCGCCAGGUGCUGGUGAAAAGAAGCGGGGUCACAGUGGACGGUGGCUUAAGACUAAAAGAGGGAAGAUGAAGCUCUUUAUUUUGCUGUUAUUGUUCAUCAUUCCAAACAUCUAUUUAAUAGCGAAAUAUAUUUACGGACACGGAGGAAGUUUCUUUCCGCGUGCGUGUUCGUCCAGUCCUUUUGCUCUAGACGAGAACUCCAUCACCAGGAUUAAAAACUCAGAACACUUCGCCGUAUCUGCGUUCAUCGAUCACAGGAUCGAUAAAGCCAUCCGAGUGAUCAGCAUCAUCAAAAGAGACAGUAAACAGUCGCUUUAUUGCGUCUACGGAGACGGCGCCCACGACUGGCGCUUCUCUGAGGCCGAGGUGGAAAUACACGCCGAUCAUUUCGGCUUCCCGUUUGCAGCCACGGAUCUUCUGUGUCAUGGCGAGGGCACCCAAGACGCCACGCACGUGGCCGUUUCGACAAGCCCGGAGGUCUCAAACAUUCCCAACACAACCUUCCUUCCUAUAAAGAACAGAGUGCACGGCGAGUCGUUUAAAUUCAACUUCACCGUCUGCGUGUCCAGCCUGUUCGGGCGCUACAAUAACGUCCUGCAGUUUGCUCAGACCAUGGAGAUGUACAAGCUCCUCGGCGUGCAGCGUGUCGUGAUCUACAACACGAGCUGUGGCCCGGACCUGGAGAAGCUCCUACAGUACUAUAAGAAGGAAGGAAUACUGGAGAUCGUCCCGUGGCCCAUCGACCAGUUCCUGACCCCGUCUUCAGGGUGGAACUUCCAAAUGCACGGAGGGGAUCUGCACUAUUACGGUCAGCUGGUGACGCUCAACGAGUGCAUUUACAGGAACAUGUACCGGUCGAAAUAUGUUCUCCUGAAUGACAUCGAUGAGAUCAUCAUGCCUUAUAAGCACAAGAACCUCGAAUCGCUGAUGGACGCUCUGCAGCAGGAACACCAACGCGCCAGCGUCUUCCUCUUCGAGAACCACGUCUUCCCCAAGACCCAGUUCGACCACAGUGGUAGAUUCUCCCGACCCGAAUGGAAGAACGUUCCCGGGGUGAACAUCAUGGAGCACGUUUACAGGGAGCCAGACGACAAGAACACUCACGACGCCAAGAAAAUGAUCAUCGACCCCAGGAAGGUGUUUCAGACGUCGGUGCAUGCCAGCCUGAACUACACCGGCGACAUGUACGAGGUUCCGUUCAACGUGAGCCGGAGCGUCCACGUCAGGAGGCCCGAACAGGCCAAUCUUACCAGAGACGAGUUUUUAAUGGACACCAGGGUUUGGGACUUUGAGCGUGAGCUGGUACCGAACGUGGACAGGGUUCUGCUCUCGUCAGGUCUGUUAUAAUCCCGUCCAGAGUCUCUGAGAGUUACAUUCAUUCCUUUACGUCUUAUUAUUAAUGUUAGUUAAACAUACACUGUAAAGCCUAAAGUAUGUGGACACCCCUUCUAACUGUUUCUAUCUAGUUUGGGGGUAACAGUAUAAGAAGGGCUCCUGUGCACAAAACAAGGUUCAUAAAGGGGAUGGGGUUAAAUGCCCCAUAAUAACAUGAAUACAGACUUACAACACAACCCACAACAGCGUGACUGGCUUCAAAAACGUAUCGUUAUCACCAUGCUGAUUUACAGUGUAUUUAUUUAUAAUUACAGUGUAUUUAUUUAUAAUUACAGUGUAUUUAUUUAUUUAUUUAUUAAUUUAUCCAUUCAUUCACUUUGAAUAAAGUUUUGCAUUUGAUUCUCUUA